GUUGCGUGCUAGCUCCGUUGCGUACAGUCUGGAGAUUGGACAGUGUGAGAAAAAGCUGAAAUGGGAAAUAUUUUUCAUAUAUUUCUACUUUUGAUCCCCGUUUUUGUGGGGGCGGCUGCAGCAAACCGUAAUCCCAUGAUUGCUUUAUCUACCCAAUCCGAACUGAGGACAUCGACGAAAUCCGCCUCCGACGGGAAUCUGAAUUACCGGCCGGUCAUCGGAAUCGUCAGUCAUCCCGGAGACGGAGCUAAUGGCCGCCUCAGUAAUGCUACCAACGUUUCCUACAUUGCCGCUUCUUACGUCAAGUUCGUUGAGUCUGGUGGUGCUAGAGUCAUUCCUCUUAUUUAUAACGAGCCUUCCGAUAUUCUCAUCCAAAAACUCAAUUUAGUUAAUGGUGUACUGUUCACUGGAGGAUCUUCCAAGAAGGGACCGUACUUUGAGGUUGUCAAGGGAAUUUUCCAGAAUGUCUUAGAGAAGAACGAUGCAGGAGAUUAUUUCCCUCUUCUUGCCAUCUGUUUGGGUUUUGAACUUUUAACAAUGAUUAUCACAAAGGACAAUAAUAUUCUUGAAUUGUUUAAUGCAACUAAUCAAGCAUCUAAGCUACAAUUCGUGGAGGGUGCCAGUUUUGAAGGAACCCUCUUUCAGAGGUUCCCUUCUGAGUUGCUAAAAAAGUUGAGUGAGGAUCGCCUUGCCAUGCAACAUCAUCGCUAUGGCAUUUCACCAGAAACAUUUCGAGCAAAUGCAGACCUGUGUAGCUUUUUCAGGAUGUUGACAACAUGUGCUGAUAAAGAUAAUAAGGUCUAUGUCUCUACAGUUCAAGCAAAGAGCUACCCUGUAACUGCUGCGCAGUGGCACCCAGAGAAAAAUGCUUUUGAAUGGGGCUUAUCUCAAAUUCCACACACAGAAGAUGCAAUUCAAGUGACUCAACAUGUUGCCAACUACUUUGUUAGUGAAGCAAGGAAGUCUUUAAACAGACCAGAUGCUCAAAGAGUGCGUGACAACCUUAUAUACAACUAUAGUCCCUCUUACAGUGGGAAGGCGGGGAGAGGUUAUGAUGAGGUUUACAUCUUCACUCAACAAUCUGAGUUCUUUUCAGAUUGUAGUCGUCAGUCAAGCGUGCAGGAAACCGAACUAUCAGACCAUUUGUAGUGGUCAAGAGUCCAAAUUGUUAAAUUUGGACUCCGUUCAUAUGAAAACAGUGAUUAGACUCCGUCAAUACUAUUUUUCUCUGCAUCCGUGCACCGUCAAUAAAAUACACUCUGCAUAUUUUUUACAUAUGAAUUUAGUAAAACAUUAAUUAAAUUAUUAUAAGUAAUGUUUUUCUUUUAAUUUUUCCCCUGAAUAAUUAUGAAAUAAAAAAUACACAUUUCGAUGUAAAAAUAAAUAAUUUUCACAGCUUUUUUUUUAACAUUUUUUGGUCAAAAAAUGAAUUUGUUUAAGUGAAGCUCGAUUAUAGAAUAUUCAGUUAUUUGUGAAAACUUCAUGAAUUAAAAAUGUGUUUCGUUUUUUUAGUUCAAGAAACUGCAACAGUUAAAAUUUCAAAUACAAAUCAUUUUAUAUAUCACAUAUGGAUGUCAUAUGAAAGAUCAUAAAAAUUUAAGAAUUUUGAUAUAUUUUUUGAAAAAUUUAGAUAACAAAUAAAAAAGUUAUAUAAGUUUAAAAAAAAUUGGGAUAUAAUGUUGCAAGGGUGACACCAGCAUGACAUCAUCAUCACCGAAAGAAAACAUGAAGCGGUGUCAUUCUUUUUCUUUUUCUUUUUUCCACUCUUCUAAACUCACCCUCUAUAUUUAACCCCCCUCCAUCCCCUUCUAUAUUUUUAAUACCCCUUUUAAACCACCACUACACACAAUUAGGAGUCCAAAAGUUCCAUAUUUAACAUUUUGGACUCUUAAUACCUCACCACUCCAAAUGGUCUCAAUGUUCAGUCGGGCAAAUCAUGCAGUCACCUCAUAAGCCAGCUUGCUCUCAUUAUUGGAGAACACUUGUAAUUAAAUACUCCGUACAAAAUUUAGUGUCAAGCAUUCUAUUCCAUUGUUAUUCUGUCAUUUCCUAUUGUUGGUUCUAUUAUUUCAACGGGUUCAGUCAAAGAAGGCGCUUUAUGUAAUUAGGGAUAUGGAACAUAUAUACCCUUCAACUAUGUGAUAGAGAACAUAUAUAUAGGGAUGGACUCGGGCUGGGCGGCCCGGAACCAGCCCGGCCCGGUUACUGUUUGAACCGGCCCGAGGGGCGGUUCGGGUCGGCCCGGCCGGUUCGGGUCCGGUUCGGGCCAAAUUAAUUUUUUUUUUUUGAAUUUUUUUUAAGUUUUUG
Cuscuta epithymum is the source of this 2307-nucleotide messenger RNA. Lineage: Eukaryota; Viridiplantae; Streptophyta; Magnoliopsida; Solanales; Convolvulaceae. The record is from the annotation of a GenBank genome assembly.